Sycon ciliatum is the source of this 5761-nucleotide messenger RNA. Its product is annotated as GATOR1 complex protein DEPDC5-like. Gene Ontology annotation, molecular function: GTPase activator activity. Gene Ontology annotation, biological process: positive regulation of autophagy; negative regulation of TORC1 signaling; cellular response to amino acid starvation. The record is from RefSeq and is a predicted model, not a curated record. NCBI's taxonomy places the organism in Eukaryota, Metazoa, Porifera, Calcarea, Leucosolenida, Sycettidae. Bases 179 to 4891 code for a protein of 1570 amino acids. The transcript is spliced from 33 exons. Gene Ontology annotation, cellular component: GATOR1 complex; lysosomal membrane.
CGCAUCUGUAGUACUGUACUGUAAAAAUUCUAAUUCAAAUCGUAUUUUCACUGAGGUCAGGAUCUAGGCUAUUUUAGAUCUAUGAAUGUUGACAACUUCUAUUCGUCGUUCAGUAGCUAUUUGAUGGAGAAGAAAUGGUUUUGAAAUGUUACUCUGAACGGAGAGGUGACGUCUGAAGAUGAAGACGUUCAAGCUUUGGGUUCAUAAAUCCGACUUCAGUGAGGAAGAGAUUGUAAUCUGUCAAGAAGAUCUGCCGCAGUGUUCUGUUGGUGAUGUGCUGGAAAUACACCACCCCGGUGAUGAGUUCAGCCGACUUUUGUUGAAAAUCAAAUCCAUCGGCCAUCCACUCAAAAAUGGAGUUAUCAGCGUCCAGGAGAACGUUGCCAAACAGUUUCAGCUUCGAGCUCACCGUGAUGUCCAAGUCCGAAAAAUGGCGCCGCAGGACGUGGAGGUCAACUUGGUGGAGCUUGUUCUCAAGGACCAGUAUGUUGGACGCAGUGACAUGUACCGGAUGAAACAAUCACUGAUUGGGUCAUGCGCUUACGUCGGCAAGAAACUGAACUACAGCGGAAUGCGGAUCAGUGUACGAGAGAUGUGGCGCAAGAACAGCAAAGUCAUGUGCGGCUGUAUCUCCGAGCAAACGCGGAUUGUUUACCGGUCGGCUUCAGCGUCCAUGCUGUUUCUUGUCCAGCUCAGUUCUGAGAUGUGGCAGUUCAACAAGAAUGGCGAGCUGUUCCUGGAAACUGCCAUUGACGGCUUCUUUGCUGACCUGAUAUCACACUGGAAGCGGCAGCAGUGCAACCACCAGAUGACCAUUGUGCUGUUCUCACGAUCUCUCUAUACGGCACAAGAAUACGAUCUUCUUUCACCUAAGCAGCAGCAACUUCUCUGCCAAACGUGUGAUGGAAACUACUAUCAAGACUUUUACAGGGUUGUGGUGGACAGCGAGAGCCGAUCGGACUGGGGUGGGCUGCUGGGAUCGCUACGGCAAGCCUUUCUACAGCACUGCAGAACAAUGAACCAGCAACAUGAGGAGCUUGGCUGUGGCAUCAACUCCCCUGCUAGCCGUGGCAAUCUUCUUGAAGCACUCAAUAUGGCAGUAAACGCGUAUAGUCGUCACUACGUGGACUGCAACUUUGAGAGGAAUGGACAGCAGGUGAUCGUGGUGACGUCCGGCGUUGGUGUCUUUGAGGUAGAGCGUGACUUGAUGACGCUGACCAAGCUGCGCAUUGUCGAGCUGGGCAUUGGUGCCGACCUGGUGUGCCUGGCUGAACAGCCUCUGCACCAUGUGCCCCUGUUCAUCUUCAGCUCCGGCCCUGGUGUCAAUCCGUACAAGAUUCCCCACUGGAUAAACCAUAGCUAUUACAAACCGAAGAAGGCUGCCAGUGACGUCCAGUCGCGCUUCCAGCCGCGUAUACAUAUGCCCAAGCAGUUCAGUCCGAUAGGCUUUCAGAAGUCCUGCUCGCAUAACGGCAUUGAGAUCAACGCCAUGACCAGCUCGUCCGGUCCUCCUACCAAUCUGCUGGUUACACGCUGUGAGAGGGUGUCGAGUGCCAGUACAAGUGGCACUCCCAUGCCAGAUAUGUCACUCAGCGUGCAACGUUUACACUUUGACAUUGCUCAGCUGGACUUUGACGGUUAUGAUGGCAAUGUAUUUGCCUAUCACACCCGAAACCGGAGCAAAGCCAAGGGGCCGAUGGCAACGAAGCAGCGUUCAAGGAGCACGGAUGACCUGAUGAAGGUAUCGCCAGAGGAAGACCAGCGUAGCCGUACGUCUACAUCGCAUCCGCUCGUCGGGUCUCCGCCGAUGGCCGUUCCGGGCACGCGCCGGGGCCGGUCUGCAUCACGUGACACGCCAACUUCCUAUCGCUCUCCUGUGUCCAGUCGCCAUGCGUCCGUAACGCACAGGACAGCGGCUCUGCCGACGUCACUACGCAUCUCCUCCACCAGCAUGCCAAAGGCACGCUCCUUUCAGCAGAGCGGACUUGGCAGCAACCAGUCUGCGAUGCAUCUGUCAUCGUCCGCGUCCAGCAAAUCCAUGUCUCGCCCGCACUCCCUGGAGCUACUGAUCAAUCCGUUUUCCAACCAGCCGAAACCCAAGAUGACAGCAAACAACGCCCGAUGGAGACAGGCCUUCCCAGUGGACGAUUCUGGAAAACCCAUGCAGGAGCAUCACACUGUGGUCCGCGAGACUAUGUGCGGUGUGCCCGAGGAAGGAGAGCCCGAUGUUGUCUUCUUUGCAGGCGCCGAAGAACCGGAGUUUGACGAAACGGAUCGGCAGCGUCUACAGGAGCGUUUCUCUCAUGCCGGCCAUGCUGCAGUGGCAGCACGUAACGCGUCCAGUGCUGGUAGUGGUGAUGAGCUGGUCACACUGGAUUCCAGUAUGUCCACCAUGCAAGAGGAGUCGCUCAUGCGACAGCCAUCAUCGCAGAACAAGUCCAACAGCCUGCUAUCAAGUUACCACUCCAGCAAGCGACUUCUGCAACCGGCCGAGAACGCUGUGCCCUCCGAGUACACGGAGAAGCAGGAUUUCCUGAAGGAGGUUCGUCUCGAUUGGAAGUCACUGGCUGAGCCGGCCUGUCUUCCGCUGGGUACUGACUUUGAACCGGAGAACCUGAGCACGGACUUCAUGGAGUCCCAGUACACGCUCUACUACGACGACGAGAAGUGGGACACGCAGAUGGAACGGGCAGCGGCUGACGUGGCCGGUCACCCCGACCUGUCCGAGCGCCAGAUCUUCUUUCAGCUGGUGCUACAGCGAUUGGGACAGGGAUUUCAACUGAUCGACAGCAAGUUCAAGGGCGAAGUACAAACGUUGAAGUUGGAAACUGGCCAAACUAUGCCCAUGCGGUCUGAGUACUGGCUUGUGCUUGGCCAGCAUAUCCAUCGACUGCGUCUGCAGAGUGCUAGCUCUGGUAUUGAGAUAACUCGCUACAAACCAAGGUACCAAUAUGCAGCUUCACCUAUCAACUAUAAGUACUCCCUGUCUUGUCAGAGUUCAUGCUGCUCUACGAUGCACAAUGUCCAGUUCACACAUCCCACCCUGGACGAGUAUAACUGGAACUACCUGGACCAGUACGUGUGUGGUGACCGGUCAUUCUGCGAUCUAUUGGAGUCUCUGAAAUACUGGCGCUGUUGCUUCCUGCUCCUGCCACUUGUGACAGCGACUAAAUCCGGGCAUUCUCAAUCCGGCUCAACCGAGGAAGGUCCUACUGUAGCACAGUCUUCUUCCAAGGUGUCUGUUUCAGAAGCCCUCGUUGACUCUGCCUUCAUCUCGGGCACGGAUUACGAGGCAACGCGGCCAUCGGCCAAGGCCUGCCUCCGCAAUUUUCUCCGUUUCGUUGAUCUUCUCAACCGCAUACGCCGCUCCAGUAAAAGCAAGGCACAGGUCCGAUAUGUGGUACAGGCCAGAGUUCCCGAUGACGGCAGCACCUCAACAGCUGGUGGACAAGUAUCCUCUGUGUCGUCUACUGCUAGUAUUGCUGCUGCAGCCAUAUCUUUGGAUGUGAGUUCACCGCUGCUAGAGAUCUGGAGUGCCAUGCAAGGAGCACAUGGUGUGGACACAAUGGAUAGUGUUGUUGACUUACCAAACAACACAUUUCUGGCCUUGGAUGGUAUUGACUGGCUGCUGUCACAUGUAGUUGGUCUCUCUAAUCGACACCAAGCCUCAAUGCUGGCACAGAGUUUGAUGGAUAGUAAUUACAUUCAGCAUGCGUCCGGUGAGCGCUCGCUUGCAUUCCUCGACGGCGUUCACUUCUACUCGUUUGUGUCAGCGGAGGAACGGGAGAAGCGAACUGGUGAAUCGAGUCCGACAUCUUCAUCUCUCUUCCCAGCCUCUGGCAGCAGUGACGUAUCUCCACUGGAGCACUUCCAAAACACUUGGUUUGAAGUCGCUCUGCCGGAGUCAGCACUCAGUCGCCGUGCAUCUAGCUUCAUGCACUGCAGUGCCAGUCCGCAUGUGUCUUCCUUUGUGACCAGUCAGGAGAUGGACGUAGAGAAGAACUUGGAGAAGGGCACCAGUCCUGGAUGGAUGAAGCGCAACGUCAACUACUUUGACCCGGGUAGCCUUGAGCACAAUGAUGCAUCUUUGGACCGUGCCACGAGUAAUACCCUCAAAACAAUGGUGACGCAGUCGCACGCUUCUGGCAGAUCGGACAUGCCAGAAUGGUGUGCAGUGCGAUACCCGGGUAGCUAUGAGCCUAACUGCGCGUUCCACUUUGAAGUCCAGUGGAUGGUGGCGACGUCAUCUCUGGUCAAUGAUAUGGUGCAAGCGUGGGCAAGAAAGGCAUCAUCGUGCGGCUUUCAAAUGCUACCGGCUCCGAUGCGCCCGUUUGACAAGUCUGCACACCCGUUGCAGUGCGGAACGUUUGUGUCAAUGGACAUUGAGUACAUCCUCACAGCAGAAGAACGGGAUCUCAUCACAAUGGCAACACUGUUGCAAGUUCAGUCGCUACUCUUGGACAGAUUGUCUUUCUUAGCCGUGCCACACCUGGGAUUAACGAGUACAGCUGAUGCGAAACUAAAAGCUGAUGCCAACCUCCAAGGAAUUCCAUACGUCCAUCUCUCGGGAGUGGGCUUUGCACAGCCGAUAGUUGCUGAGCUAAGCACCGAGCUGGGAAGAUGCACUAGUAUUUCCACCUUAUUGCUGUCCUCCUCACCAACUGAAUCCAGUGAUGGUGAUCUACCAGCUGUGGAGCUGGAUUCGCUGCCCAAGCCAUGGCACUUCAGCAAGGUUGGUUUCCUGUUCAUGCCGAACGUCAUGCUCGGGGGACGUUGGAAAUCUCACACGCCAGAGACGGACAAGACAGUGUGUGAACAGCUGCAGGCCAACUGCAGUGACAAGUCUUUGCUGCGUCAACUGCUAGACCAGGUCGAGAUCACAAUGAGCUAGCAACUGCUGGACGAUGUGGAGAUCAUGUUGAGCUAAUGUCAACUGCGAGACCACGUGGAAAUCCCGACGAGCUAGUAUGUCCAGCAACUGCUACAGCAGGUCGAGAUCACGGCGAGCUGACGUCGAGUGACUGCACGACCAGGUGAAGAUCAUGCCGGGCUAAAGUCUAGAGCAGAUCAUGACUCGGCUAACACCUGUCACUGUCACACUACUGGAUCAUGCAGACAGUGCAUGCACCUGCUCUACUGGAUGCAAGUAUGCACGCGUAGCAGAAUGUUAGUUUACUUUCACACAAACCCUGUUGUUACUAACAUAGCCAUAAGCUACACGACUGUACUCAAUCAUUCACCAAAGUCUUCAAACUAGUAACAGCCACCCUGGUAAUAUGAUACUUGCUGAAUCUAGCACAGCAAAGGGCCUUUGGUAUUUGUUUUUACUUUUUAGCAAUACACAAAAUUCCUGAUUUUUACCUGCUGCAUUGUACCUCAAAGUGUAGCUAGCUAGCGCUGUUGUCCAAGUUUUUUUAAAUACUUUUAUUCUACAGAACGAACAGAUGGAGACCAAUGAAGGAGCGGCAAAACGCUUCAUACUCACAACAUUCACAAAUGAGAAAUAGAAAACCUCCCGCCAUCAAAAUCACAAAACAAGAAAAUUAUUUUACAUGUACAAUGAAAAAUCUAGGUUGAACAGUCAUGAUAUUCUUCAAUAAAACAUCUCUGCAUGGCACGUAACACACUCCCAGUAGGAAAUGACUUUGAUUAAAUAUACUUUCGUUGAGAUUUCCAAUUAGCCGUUCCUCUCUUUCAAGUUUCGUUUUUAACACUAUCAUUUUGUUCACAAAAGGCACCCCAUCUUCUGCUCCUUUCUCUA